Messenger RNA from Paramecium sonneborni, 146 nucleotides. NCBI's taxonomy places the organism in Eukaryota, Ciliophora, Oligohymenophorea, Peniculida, Parameciidae. The record is from the annotation of a GenBank genome assembly.
AUGAUAAAGUUUAUUUUUUGGUUAUUUUUAGAUUAUUAAGCUAAAAUUUUGUACACCGAGCUAAGAUCUAUUUGCCAAAAACUCAUUUAACUAAUCAAUUUAUCUUCUAAUUCUUUAAGCUAAAUAUCGAAUUAUUUUGUAAAUGA